UGAUUUUAUAAUAAAAUAUUUUUUCAGAAGUUGUAUACCAAUGUUUACUCUGUUUAACUCGUCCAAGCCACUUGCAAGAAUAAGUUUAUCUAAAAGCCUGAAUAAAAUGUCCACUUCUGGACUAGAAACUAAAUUGAAUCCAAAUUGCAUUUUUUGCAAAAUUGUGGAGAAAACUGUUCCAUCAGAUAUAAUCUAUGAGGAUGCCAAGUAUUCGAUGUUUCCUGACCAUAGUCCAGCCAGUACCCAUCACUAUCUAAUAGUUCCUAAGGAACAUCUUGUAGGCUUGAAGGUUCUUGACAAAUCUGAUAUUCCACGGAUCAUUGAAAUGAAACAGAUAGGACUUGAUGUACUCAGAGAGAAAGGAGGAGAUGUGGAACAGGCAAUCACAGGAUUUCAUUGGCCUGUUCAUCAGAUUCCACAUUUACACAUGCAUAUCAUCUCUCCUGCUCCUGUCAAGGGUUUGAUUCCUAGGAUAAAGUUUUCCUCUCUUUUCUUCGGAAGUGUCGAAGAAGCAAUUCAAGUUUUGGAAGACAAGGAGAAAUAACAAUCAGGAGAAGAUUAUUAACCAGAAGAACUAGAUUGAUUGAUAUAACAAUAUUACCAUGCUUGUUAUAUUGUUUAUCAUGUUUCGUUAUAUGUAAAAUACAUUUUACUUUUA
Molecule: messenger RNA, 658 nt
Organism: Eurytemora carolleeae
Lineage: Eukaryota; Metazoa; Arthropoda; Copepoda; Calanoida; Temoridae
Product: histidine triad nucleotide-binding protein 3
Exons: 7
Coding region: 41-544 (167 amino acids)
Molecular function (GO): catalytic activity
Source: RefSeq, a predicted model, not a curated record